CAUCUGACAGCGAGCCGACUCCGGUAGUGCAACCGCAGACGCCACAGUCCCCUCCAUCCCGUCAGGACCCGCUGGUUUUUUUUUCUGACACACCGGUUGUCAACGACUCCGCUCCUCCCGGUAGUUCACACUCAUUCAGGUUAGCCUUGCACUACUGCCUCUUGAGAAGUUACUUCGGUUAGACUCUUUUUUUUUUUUUUCUUCUCUUCUUAACCCGGCAAGUUUUAGUAGCAGCUAUACUGACGGGCGGAGCUGUCUUCUGUCUGUCCAGGAAUGAUAAAUGAUGGCCGGCUCUACAGCAGAGGAGAAAACCUUCCGACGGUUCCUGGAGCUCUUCCUCCGGGAGAUGAGAAUGCCUCUGCAGGAGAGCGACCCGGUGCCGAUGCGCCCCUUGUCGGACCUGGUGACGGAGGACGAGGUGGAGGGGGAAUGUCUCGACCUGUGUCUCCAACACCUCUACAAAUAUAACUGUCCAUGCUCCCUGGCCGCAGCCCUCGCCAGAGCCACAGCAGACAGCCUCCUGCAGACUGACCUCUCCAUCCACCACCUCACCAAGACCGUGGAAGAUGGAGCUGACCCAUUACCACAGAUCGAGUCUGUGAAGCUGGCCCGCCUGGUCUUCAACAGACUGUUUGAUAUGUGCUGUCUGUGGCUGAAGGAUCUGCCCUACCGCCGCCGCCCACAGCCGUACUACGAAACGUCGAUACACGCCAUCAAGAACAUGAGGCGCAAGAUGGAGGACAAGCACGUCAUCAUCCCCGACUUCAACUCCCUCUUCAACAUUCAGGAUCUGGAGGAACAGGCUUACUUUGCUGUGUUUGACGGCCAUGGCGGCGUUGACGCUGCUAUUUAUGCCGCCAACCAUCUUCACGUCAACUUAGUUAAGCAGGAGUCCUUCAACCAGGACCCGAUCGAGGCGCUCUGCAAAGCGUUCAAGGUCACAGACGAGCGUUUUGUGAAGAAGGCCUCCAGAGAGCACCUACGUUGUGGCACGACCGGUGUGGUGACGUUCCUGCGGGGCCGGACGUUGUAUGUGGCGUGGCUGGGAGACUCGCAGGUCAUUCUGGUCAGAAAAGAACAAGUUGUGGAGCUCAUGAAACCACAUAAACCAGACCGAGAGGAUGAGAAGCAGAGGAUCGAGGCUCUGGGAGGCUGUGUGAUCUGGUUUGGCACAUGGAGGGUUAACGGCAGUCUGUCUGUAUCCAGAGCAAUAGGUGACUCGGAGCAUAAACCCUACAUCUGUGGUGAUGCAGACCACGGUAUCUUCCCAUUCGACGGUACAGAGGACUACCUCAUUCUGGCCUGUGAUGGCUUCUGGGACACAGUAAAUCCAGACGAGGCGGUGCGGGUGGUCAGCGAUCACCUCCAAGAGAACAGCGGGGACACCACCAUGGUUGCCCACAAGCUGGUGGCGUCUGCCCGAGACGCAGGCUCUAGUGAUAACAUCACUGUCAUAGUGGUGUUCUUACGGGACCCGCGCUCCCCACUCCCCACCAGCACAGAUGAGGAGGAGGGUGUGAUGGAAGGUGAGGUGGAGGAGGAGGGGGCUGAGGUGGAAGAAGAGGGACAGGAAGGGGAGGAGGAAGAGGAGGAUGAGGCAGUCAGGGUAGAGCGUGAGGCUGGUGAGGCAGGCAGCACUGCGGACAUCGGGGGUAAGAAUCGCGGCGGCUGGCCCCUGCAGCAGUGCUCCGCCCCCGCUGACCUGGCCUACGAAGACCGAACAGACUCGUUCACGGACAGAACCAGCCUCAGCCUGCUGGGGCCGUCGCUGGAGGGCCGCAUCUCCCUGACCAGCAGCUCACGUCAGCUCAGCUCCUUCUUUAGCUCCAACAUCUUCACAACCUCCCAUAUCUACCGAGGGAAACGCCCACUGAGGCACAGGUCCUGUAUCCCCUUUCAUGAGCUCAACACGUCUAGCUUCACGGACCCGCUGUGGCCUCAGACAGCCAUGCUGUUAGGCCCUGCAGUGAGGCAAAGCCACAGGCCCGAUCAUGGUAGCCGCCGACGGAGCCGGAGGUGGCCAGGCACAACCAAGGAGCUGUUAGGCCUGUUGCCAUCUGGCUACUUAGUGCCGCAAAUGCAGCGCUACUCCAACUGCAGGCCUGGGGUGGCAGUGCCUCACCUGCCCAACAAUGCCACCAUCUGAAGAGGUGACCCAGACCAAACCACCCCCUUCAUUAUUUCAGUCCUGCUCCCUGCCCCUCAUCCCACUCGACAACCUCUGCCUUCAACAACACAUAUUUCUUUGAUAGUAGGUCGUUCCUGCAGUCCUUACGUUAUUAUUGAUUCUCUGUUGGAGGAAUGAUGCUCUCUGUCCUAAGCCAAAGUGUUUCCAAAUGUAAGCUGGCCCACUAAACACACGCCCUGCUCCUUAAUGUUUUAGGUAAAGUGUAAAACUGCAUCCUCUCCAUUGUGACCAUGUGAGCUGAAUGUGCAGGUUGAUGCGAUGUUUUCAGUAAUGACCAUAAUUUAUCAACCUGCACUUCCAGCACUGAGUCUCUGUUGGACAACGGAAGAUCUUUAGUUGAGAGGAAGGAAAAAGUUCAGCUGAUUUCAGUCUGAACCCAUGUUUCAUUCUAAUGCUUGGUUGUUCCACACACAUUAUGUUUUUGUGAAAGACAAAGAGGUGUUGUAGAGCAAAAUUGUUGCGCUCGAGAAUCUGCAGAAACAAAACUAUCAGGACCGCUGAACAUUGCACCCAAAUGUGACAUCUGAACAUGAUUGAAUGUGGUGAAAUAACAGCCUACUCUCUUCUUGAUGGUUUUCAUUUAGACAUUAGAACUUGGCAUCACCUUUUUAGCCACAACAGUGUUAGUAAGUUUGGUUUAAAGGGUAGAACUGGUAGUAAUUUGUGAGGUUUCAGCACAGAGGUGGAAUUUUUAAUGGAGUUAAAGGUCCCAGACUAAACCUCAAAAACUCCCCUUAACCAGAAGAACACAAACUACUUGUGUGUAUCAUCACUGGAAAAAUGCAGUUACAUACAUGUUCUGCAUGUCCAAGAAAAUGGACAGCCCUCUUUUCUUGCAUUGAAUGUUGACCAGGUUCAGGGUGAGGUUACACACACCAUCGUUUGUCUUGCUGUGCGAAUGUGGAACGACCAAGCAUUAGAUAAAACGCUAAUGGACUAUAGCUUGCUUCUUUGCCCCCUGACAAAUCCUUCGGUAACAGAUGAAUAAGGUUCAUGGAGGAGGCCUGAACAAUAGUUGGCUCCUGUUUUUUUGUAAGACUGAAGGCACAUGCUGUUCUUCUCCGUCUCAUACAGUCAAUGCCCCAGCCAUUACACAGCCACAAUUUGUCUUCAGAUAAAAGCACUUACCAUCGGAUUAUAAAAGAUUAGCAGUCACUUACCUGAAUAAAUGCAUCAUGUAGUCCAGCAUCCAGAUGGAGACUCUCCUUAAUAACGUUUUGUUUGGAAGGAGGGGUAUUAAAAAUUGUUAUAGUUGAUAGUUUGACCACAUACUGUACUGAAGGAAUUCCACGUGUAUUUAAGUUGUCUUAAAACUCACUGAACAGAGGUAUUUAUUCCAGAAGGCUUGAUGAGUAAAACAAGUAAAUUGCAUCACAUAUGUGUUUCCAAAGCCUCCCUCCUAAAUACAAUAUAAUUAUUAAGUAUGCAUUCUUUUUAAAUAUCUCCAUAAAGGACAAGUCUAGAUUGUGUUUUCAGUCAGGUCAAAUUAGUAUCACUCUCUGACAUUUAUUACAUGAAUUUUAUUAGAAUAGACAGUUUUGAUUAUUAAUUUAAAUGUGUUUUAUACCAAGAGUAAGCUGAGGAGAUUGACAACACCCUCAUGAUCUCACGCACACUCUCUCGUUAGUACCGUUGGGCAGAGCUUGAUAGUUUAGCUUAGCAUAAAGACUGUUUUCAGUCUUUGUGCUAAGCUAAGCUAACGAGCUAUUUACAUGAAAAUGAUACCAACCUUCUCUUGCAGAAAGUGAGUAGAUUAAUUGUAAAAAUGUCCUUUAAGAAUCAUUGUCUAUUGGAUUAAAAACAAAACAAAAAAGCCUGACGUAAAACAGCAGGCUUAUUAUCUGUCUGUAAAAAAGUUGUGGUUCAACAACUGUCUAAAACAAAGCAAAUCAUCCCAUCAUCACCAAACACAUGAUAGCACCCUCUGUCAGAGUAAUCCACUGAAGCGGGCUCUAAUGGCCUCAAAGUGUUUUAUAAUUGAAUCUUUCACUGAUAUGAUCCAGAUUUUCCAAUGGCGUGCCCCGUUAUGUUGUCUAACACGUUGCUGAUAGUGUUAGUUAUGUAAGAAAGUCACAGGAAUGUUUAAAAUCCUCUUUAUACUCAAACUGCAUUCACUAAAAACACCUAGCCAUAAAAAAAACUGUUUGACGUUGAUAGUUAUAGGUUUAAUGAAUCUGACACCAAAUAUGGAAGAUAGUCCCAAAUGAAGUGUUUCUAUAAUAACAACUGUGUAAUAAUCAAAUAUUUAUCCUCUUACUAAUGUAUGUGAUAAAAUAUCCUAGUUAACAUUGUGAGACUGAUUUGAAAAGACAUUACUUUUGAAUGUGUAACAUAAUAACAUUACUGUAUCUAACCAUACUUAAUGAUUAUUAACCAACGGUGCCACAUAAAUGAAUCAUAAGUACCCCUGACCCCUAUUCCCAAAGUCCCCUCACUUUACGUACGUUCUUAAAGUAACACAAUUGCCCUUUAUCAAUCAAUGUGUUGAAACUUCUUGAGCUACCCCGUUACUCUUUUCUUUAUCUAAUAUUCAAUGACUGUUCUCUAAGCCCCGCCCACUUACGGUUGCUAUGCAGAUCUUAGAUUCCGUUCUUGCGCAGCACAUUUCACGUUUGCAACAAAAUUUUGACAAAUUUGGGACUCAAACGUCAAAUGAAUUUCACCUUCGACGUGUUAACUAUUCACACCAUGUCCAUCAAAGUAGCCUCACAUUUCCCCUGUCGUUAGCAUACUUGAUCAAAUUAGCUAGCUGUCUGAUUGACCGAAGCUCAAAGAGUUGGUAAAAGAUCUGUGAUUUUUAAACAAGAUGACCUUUUUAACGUAUCUUAAUAUGCUGAAUACACGGUUCAUGCUACAUACUUGAAAUAAGGCUGAACAACAGAGGCAAAACAUCAAGGUUAGUUUAAAAGCUAGCAUCCUUACUAGCUAAUGAUUCACAGACGACGAGGAAGGCGUAGCAUUGUCUUUUAAUGAAGGUAGAGCUAGUUAUCAUCAGUACUUCAAACUUCACGGUAUGGAAAGGAAAAAUACAAGAACAGAUUCAGCUUUGUCAUAACCCAGUUUGGACGCUAAGCUAAAGGAAACAAAUGGUGUUUGCUUUUUUUUUUUUUUUUUUUUGCUUUGACAAGCAGCGAAGAAAACACUAGGCUGAGGUUUCUAAAAUGUAAACUUCACAAAUCCGAACAGAGAAGCUAACCUUUCAGUGGAUAACAUUAGGAUAUAGGAUUGGCUUCCAUGCUGUAGAUAAAUACUACACAGUUUAUGGAUGAGUUUAAUUUGGGGGCGUUUUUAAACACUACUUGAAUUUCACGAACAUUGUAGUAAUGAUAAUGAUUGGCUCCUUAGUGCAGUUAGCCAGUUAGCUGGAAAUUGAGGGGUUUUUGCGAUUAUAUUAAAGCAGACAAACACUGUUCAACCAAAAAAUUUACCUUUUUACCCUUUUAUGUGGUAUUUUGGAGUUUGAAAGACCCUCAAAACUCAUUAUAUACCAUUUUUUUUAAGUAUUACAUAACUGCUGUGCUUAGCUUCAUUGUAAAUGUAAUUGGACAGUUGUUUUGGGGGGUUGGGUUUACUGAACAGGCCUUUGAAUUGUUCCCAACAUUCCUAUACGUUAUGACAUCGAUGAUGCCAUUGUUGGAGAUGCAGUGAUGUAGUCUUGAUGAUGCAAUACAUUUCCAAAUAUCAGAAGUUAUGUUUACGGCUGGGUUCUGAUAUUCAUUCCUCCAUUCUCCAGCCCUGAUCUCUUCCUGAUGAAACACCCACGAGGUGUGAGAUCAAAACCUUUCCAAACCCCACCCCACUAGUUAUGAAGACUCAUCAACGCCCCCCCCCAACCUCAGCCCACCCUGUUAACCAUCCUGUGGACCGACGAGUGAAGAGCAUCAGACUGCCAGUGGAGCAGAAUGUACCCCGUGUCCCAGAGCGUCCUCGGAGACUCAGUGAAGUGGGUCGACAUGAGGAGGCGUUUUCUUUGGGAGAUUUUACCUUUUUAUUUCGGGGGCUUCUAUCAAAGAGGAAUGUAGCCUACCGUCGAGACACUCGAAUAACUAAAGCCACUGGAUCCAUUCGUGGAAGUAACACGCCUCACUAUCUCUAAAAGUGCUUGUUGAUACCAGAAGAAGAUGAAGCAUUAAGAACAAUGGAAUCACUGUCAUUUCAUAUAUUCACUAAGGCACGGAAGCGUAUGUAUAUUAUGAGUCAUUAUUGUGAGUUGAGCGAGUGCUGGAGAAGUGUACAUAUAAUAAUUCUGUCUUGUAAAUCUGUGGUUUUAAUCCAUGCUCAACAAGGCCUGGUUGUUGGAAGAUAAUGACUUUAAACAGUCAGAUGUUGGACUGUCCCAAAUCUCCCACCAGCAAGAGGUGGAGAUGUGAUGUUGUUGAACUGCUUUGGGGGGCAUCAGUCUAUUAACCCUGCCUCUGCCUUUAAGAGCUGCUAAAGUAUAUAAAAGGUGUUGAACCAGUCUGGCUUUCACUGGAGAGUUAUAGUGUCCUAUCGUGGUCUAGCUGCUGUUAAACACUGCUUUCGUGCCCUGAUGUGAAUACAAAUCUGGGGAGAAUAAACAUAAAGAUCAUAAAUAUCGGCUUAAGAUACUGUACCUCCAAUUUGCAGCUUCCAUUUUAAUUUUGUGUAUCAGUACCAGCCUUAAAACGAAAACAUUUUGCCAAUCAAAUGAUAUCAGUAGCUUGUAGGUUUUCAUUCCAACUCUACAGAUGUUAGAGGAUUAGCGUAGAGACGAGGAACACACGAGUGACUGAACGGCGUAAAUGACAGAUUUGAUCUUUAGCACGGAUCAUGAAGAAUAGUAAUCUUAAGCAGUGAUGCCACAGGGAAACAGACAAUUCAUUCAGGAUCUUGUUUUAAUGACAAAGCUUUGCUUAUAGUCUUAAGCCAUAGUUAUAAACAACUUAGGUUGUUUAUGUAAGUUAUCUCGUUUACAUAAAAAAAAAAAUUCCACAAAAGUCAAUGAUGGACCAAGUGGUGUAAAUCUCAGGACUUCUUUGGUUCUCCUUUUUGUUCAUCUGGUCUAUGGAGAAGCUUUGAAAGUACCAUGCUGCUGUUUUACAGACUUUAACCUCUAGAGAUGUUGGGAUGGAUGCUUUAGAGUAAAACGAUUCUGAAUUUAACAUCGGAGAGAGUUGUUGUCAUCCGAUUCCCUGCCAACAAAAAAUACAACAAAAUCAAAAUCCGGUUAAAACAGAUUAGCCUCUAGGUCAAACAUAAAGUCUGACCCUUAUUAGAAAAGAGAAGAUUGACUUAAAGGUGUAAUAUGUGACUUUCAGAGCUGAUAUCCAUUAGAUUUUGCACUGACACCAGUCUGUCAGACCAAAACAAAGCUGUCCCCUUAGUGCACAGCUUCCCCUCCUCCACUGCCCCCCUCACUCUGUGAUCCAAUUGAGUGCUGUCGUUUCUACGCUCUGUCAUUAUGCUUCUCCAAACGGCGAGCCUGAGUGUGAACACAGAGCUGACAACAACAAACCCAGAGGGAGUUUGACUUCACUCCUUUAGAAGUCAUUACUCAAUGAUAUUUUUAAUUAGGAUAUAUUUGGAAUCAGCUUUAUUUAUGUUUAAAAUGUUGCAUAUUAUAUCUUUAAAUUGGUACAAAUCCAUCAAGUAUAGUUGAUGAGUUUUUUCAAUCAGGACAAAGCGGCGGCCUGACCGACAUAAAUGUCCCCUGAGGUUGUUUGACGACAAAAAAAAUAAAAAGUGUUUCUUCUUACAGUUUGACGAUUUGUCAUCAUAACAAGAUCUGUGAUUGUUUUUUUUUUUUGUAAAUGUUGGCUUUCACACUGUAGAGAUGUGCUCUGUAGAGACUGAAGCAUGUUGUACUUGUGUCCACACCUGAGAGCAGCUGUGCAGUGAGUGCAGCAGUAGCUCUCUGUCCUCUGUGAUUCACUGUCGAUCGCGUCACCUCACGGAUGUAGUGUCACAGCGGGUCGUCAGCAUUGCUCAGUGACGAGUGUGACAUCAUGGGGGUUGCUUUCACCAAAUCCCUGUGAAAUAGUUCUAUACAGUGUUACUCAUCUUAUUGCAGAACCGCUAGAAGUUGUCACUGUAUGAGCAAUAAAAAAAAAAAUAUUUACCAUCAUUCUUUGUGGUAAAUCAUCUACCUAAGCUCGUGAAACCCACGUCCCCCCCCCCUUCACUCACGCUCUGCUUGCACUUAAGGUUCCUCUGAGUCCGAUGUUUCCCUCCCCUGAUGACGAAAGCAAAGCAGAAGUUCAGCUCUGCUCUCCCAUAAUCACUGUCUAACUAUAGAGCCCUCCAUGAAUCUGCACUGUGUGUCUAUGUACACAAAAAAAAAAGCUUUUUCUUUCUCUCUGUAAGCAAUAAUGACGUUAUAUUAAAAGACUCUCUGAGGGUUUGUCUUCUGCUGGAGGAUGCAAUGAAAAUAGUUGUUCUGUCAGCCAUACUUGAAAGGUCACAGAGCAUCAAUAAUGAGGUCCUGAAGUCAGCGUCUCAUCCACCUCUCCCAUAGAGGAUUAGAUUAGGAGUGGUAAUGUGCUGCCUGUGGUAAGGUUCACUUCAGACACACAUUUUUUUUUGUUCAAAUGCCGAAUGAUCUUCACAUCCAGGGAAAAUGAAUGAGACGCUGUCUUCUUUUCAAUAAAGCAGACUUGUGAUAAGAGGCAGGACAUUUCAGUUCUCUCUGCAUUCCUCAGCAGGUUUGUAACAUUUGAAACGAUCGGCUCACAUUAGUUCAAAUGUACACAGGACAAAAAGACAAACCCCACGAUUGGCUCUUCUUCAACAUGCAGGUUAGGUAACAAAAAAAACGGACAAAAAAAACAGUAAAACACUCGUUGAGUACCUGUAAUAUCUGUGUUCCUGUAGUAUAUAAAUAUGUGUAAUGUAACUGGUGACUAAUUAUCAUGUAUAUAAAGAUUAGAACAAGUUGUC
This is a messenger RNA of Labrus bergylta (ballan wrasse), 9085 nucleotides long. It is a transcript of the gene ppm1e, whose product is annotated as protein phosphatase, Mg2+/Mn2+ dependent, 1E. Gene Ontology annotation, molecular function: protein serine/threonine phosphatase activity; cation binding. The record is from RefSeq and is a predicted model, not a curated record. NCBI's taxonomy places the organism in Eukaryota, Metazoa, Chordata, Actinopteri, Labriformes, Labridae. Gene Ontology annotation, biological process: peptidyl-threonine dephosphorylation.